Molecule: messenger RNA, 2805 nt
Organism: Oryzias latipes (Japanese medaka)
Lineage: Eukaryota; Metazoa; Chordata; Actinopteri; Beloniformes; Adrianichthyidae
Gene: ccne2
Product: cyclin E2
Source: RefSeq, a predicted model, not a curated record
GAUUUAUCUCAGUGUAUAAUGUACCUUAAAACGUUUCGUAGAACCUACCGAAUCGUUAAAAAUCCAACCGGAAAGAACGGAAAUCACUAUUUACAUCAUAAAACGUUCAUUAGCUUCAGCGUUCGUUAGAAAACAAUAUAGACUCUGUUUAAACACGAUAUUUUAAAUGGUUAAAUUCCACGUAACAUCGAGAUAUAGCAAAGCUGGGAUGUUUAUACCCGUUUAAACCGCGCGGCGUGGCUCAUUUGUGAGAAUCGCCGCGCGGAUUUAAACAUUUAGCGCGUUUAUCUUAACCGGGAACGCGCAUGCGCACUUACUGCAGCGGACAGAUGCGGAUAUAAGGAUUGGCGCCGGCGCCACAGCUGAUGCAUUCAUUCAUUCUUCGCAGUGGAGAGGAGGAUUAAAGAAAAUCAGCACCAUGUCAAGACGCAGUGGUCGCAUCACACUUCAAGCCAGAGAUUCAAACACGCCUGAAACCGACAGACCCCUGCUGAAGAAAAGGAAGUCAGAGCCUUCAAAGAAGAAGCUCCAGCCUGCCUCCAAGAAGCAGAACUAUGAAAUACAGACCUGUUGGUCAGAGGAUGGUGCAAGUCCCUGCAUCCUCAUUGAAACUCCACACAAAGAGCUGGAGCCCACAGACCAAUCCAGAUUCAAACAGUACCGAUUCAAGAACCUCUUCAUCAAGAACUCCCCCAUCCCUCGCCUCAGCUGGGCUAACUCAGAGGAUGUGUGGAUAAAAAUGAUCAACAAGGAGCUGACCUACAUUCACGAUAAGAGCUACCUGCAGCGGCAUCCAAAGCUGCAACCCAAGAUGAGGUCCAUCCUGCUGGACUGGCUGCUGGAGGUGAGUGAGGUUUACAGCCUCCACAGGCAGACCGCUUACUUGGCUCAGGACUACUUUGACCGCUACAUGCUGACUCAAGAGGAUGUCAGCAAAGAUAUCCUGCAGCUCAUCGGCAUCACCGCGCUCUUCAUCGCCUCAAAGAUAGAGGAGAUCUAUCCUCCCAAAAUCCUCGAGUUUGCCUUCGUCACAGAUGGAGCCUGCAGCGUGUGGGACAUCCAACAAACAGAACUUCUUAUACUUAAGGCUUUGGACUGGAACUUGUUUCCAGAGACGCCCAUCUCGUGGUUGAAGCUGUACGCCCAGGUGGAGGCCCAGAAAGAUGAGAACUUCCUGGAGCCACAGUUCAGUCAAGACAAGUACAUCCAGAUCACACAGUUAUUGGACUUGUGUAUGAUGGACAUCGACUCGCUGGACUACAGCUACAGCGUUCUCGCUGCUGCCGCUUUCUGCCACUUCUCAUCUUUUGAUGUUGUUCAUAGAGUCUCAGGCCUGACGUGGGAGAGCGUCUCCCCCUGCUAUCGAUGGAUGGCCCCCUUCAUGGACACGCUUCAAUCUGAGCCCACAGCCCAGCUCAAAAAUUUCCCUAAGGUCAAAGCCGACGACAAACACAACAUCCAGACGCACGUGGCUUAUCUGGACCUACUGAGAAAAGCUCAGGAGCGUCAGAUCGACAGCCACGACUUUCAGAUGUCGCCUGUUGCUACGGCAGCCACCUUGACUCCUCCCAGCAGUACAGAGAAACCCACCAGUGUCUGAGGAGCGAGUAACCAUAAAGUCCAGCUACCUCUCUGCUGUCCAACGGGGCGCCAUCGCUGACUUCCUGGGAUGCAUCGCUGUGGAUGGCGCUUUUUUGUUUUCAUUUUUUUGCUUCCUUUUUGUUUUUUGUUUUGUUUUUUCCUCAUGAACACUAAGUUCAGGUUUCUGGGACCAAAGAAGGUUGCCAGACUAUGAAUCUUUUGCAGAAAUUGCAGUUUACAGUCAGAUUGGCCAAUUUUAUUCAAAAUGUUCUUAUUUUAAUUGAGUGUUGAUUUAGGUUUUUACCACCAUCAGUUUUACUUGUUUCUGGAGGAAGAGGUGAAGGCGGUAAAUGUGGCUUUUAAGUAUAAAUAUGAAUUUCUGCUGGUUGAUCAUAUUGUCUCAGAACUUCACUGGUCAUCUGCCAACAUUGAUUCUUCGGUGCUUCAAUCAUUCCUCAGGAAAUGACAAAUUCCUGUGGUUUAUGCCGCGGACUCCCAUUCCACUGUGGAGUUUUCAGGUGCUCUGAGUCCAAGCCGACGUGACCAUCGAUAACUGCCUCGUGGAAUAACUCUCAAUUGUUGCCUCAGCGCACCGACCGGCUGAAGUUAAAUGAACCACAGAGGGUUUUUGUAGCCACACGAGGUAAAGGAAUGGUUCCUGUGUGUUUUCUUUUGAAAUGCAUGUGACGUGCCUGUGCUUAAAUUGUCUUUCACUCAUGUUUUUAUUUUUUUUUGGUAACUUGCAACUUGGUUGCACCUUCUUGUUACAUUCCUGGGGAAACUUGACAAUUGUACAAAGUUUCAUUUUAAGUGCUCGUAUUUAUUGAGAAUCCAUAGCAUAUAAAAAUAAAAUGUUCAUAUGUAGAAUUUUUCAGAAAUGGAACUCAAUCUGAUUGUUGCCAAAGGCAAAAGCUAUUUAUGAUUCUGCCCUUUACCACCUUUGUGAAUGACAGUUCUGUCCUUCUGUGUGUGCGUCAACCAACUCUGAUUUUGUGCCUUUUUUGGGAGACAACUGCUUAGUUUGUUCUGAAGCGAGCCGAACGGACGAGCGAACGAACGCCAUCAAAUCCUGUGACUGUGCGAUUUUUGCAGCCAUCGAGUAACCAUGUGAACUGUGUGUCGAUGCUCAAGAAUGUAUCAUUUUUGUAAAUAGAGCAAUUCAGAAAUGUGUAAUUUCAUUUUUAUAUUCAAAUGUUUUAAAUAAACGGAGGGAGAUUAAGCGGG